Molecule: messenger RNA, 1176 nt
Organism: Nematocida ausubeli
Lineage: Eukaryota; Fungi; Microsporidia
Product: 26S protease regulatory subunit 6B
Exons: 1
Coding region: 1-1176 (391 amino acids)
Biological process (GO): proteasome-mediated ubiquitin-dependent protein catabolic process
Cellular component (GO): proteasome regulatory particle, base subcomplex
Molecular function (GO): ATP binding; ATP hydrolysis activity; proteasome-activating activity
Source: RefSeq, a predicted model, not a curated record
AUGCUGACUGAGGUAAUUGCAGAGGAAGGAAUGCUGGAGCAUAAAAUAUGCCUAGAAAUGGAAAGAGAGUUAGAGCUAGUCAACUUGAAGGAGAAAUACAUUUUGGAAGAGAUAAAGUCCUUGAAGAAAGAGUUUCUUAAAUCCCAGCAGGCAAUUGAAAGGGUUAAGAGUGUUCCACUAAUAAUGGGGCACUUUUUGGAGGCAAUAGAUGCAGACACCGCUAUUAUUGGAAGUACAGCUGGAUCUAAUUCAAUAGUGAAGGUGCUCUCCACAGUAAACAAGGAGCUGUUAAAGCCCAACACAAGUGUAGCCCUGCACAGACACUCCAGCGCGCUUGUAGAUGUCCUUCCACCAGAAGCAGAUAAUAUAUUCUCAGUGCUUGGGGAAGAGGGCAGGCCAAAUGUAACAUACGCUGACAUUGGAGGAUUGGACAGCCAAAAGCAGGAGAUACGAGAGGCAAUUGAGCUUCCCCUAACAGACCUAGCACUCUACCAGCAAAUAGGCAUAGAGCCACCCAGAGGGGUGCUUCUGUAUGGGCCUCCUGGUACGGGAAAAACCAUGCUUGUCAAGGCAGUGGCCCACCACACAAAGGCUACAUUCAUCCGGGUAAAUGGCUCUGAGUUUGUGCAGAAAUAUCUAGGAGAAGGCCCAAGGAUGGUGCGAGACAUUUUCAGACUUGCAAUUGAAAAGGCGCCUUCAAUUAUCUUCAUAGAUGAAGUGGAUUCUAUAGCGACAACUCGAUUUGACUCAGCCACAAGCGCAGAUAGAGAGGUGCAGAGAGUUCUAAUUGAGCUUCUGAACCAAAUGGAUGGGUUUGACCAGACCACAAAUGUAAAGGUAAUCAUGGCCACGAAUAGAGCUGACACAAUAGAUCCUGCCCUUCUUCGGCCUGGCAGACUCGACAGAAAGAUUGAAUUCCCUGUUCCCGAUAGGAGGCAGAAAAGAAUGAUAUUCACAACAAUAACCAAUAAAAUGAGUCUUUCAAACGAGGUCAAUUUGGAGGGACUGGUUUCCAGGUCAGACAAGCUCUCUGCAGCUGAAAUUAACUCUAUAUGCCAGGAGGCAGGAAUGCUGGCUGUGCGUAACGGAAGAUACAUGGUUUCCCAGAAUGACUUUGAAGCUGCAUACGCCAGGAUAGUUGAAAAGAAGAAUUCAGAGCAUGUGUUCUACUACUGA